AUGUCAGAACUUCCCGAGAAUGUAGUCCAUUGGCUAGCCAAUGUAUUAAAGUCUCAAUAUUUAUACUUUGAUAUUGCCUACAGGCAUAUUUACCAGUUUUUGCAAGUACAUUUGAAUAAGAACUUCGGUUUUCGCAUCAGAACUAGUGUUUAUACGUCAAGAACUGGGCAGUCGAGUCUAUUGGUGAACCUUUAUGGAUCCAUAAAAAUAAGGAAUGCACCCGAUAUCCCAGUAACUAUAUGGAUACCUCUAAAUUAUCCGUUUACAUCGAGCUCAUCAGACAAUGAUUGCAAUGGAGUCCCUAUAGUUUAUGUCAAUACAAAUGCAAAAAACGAACGAUUGAGACCAGGAAACUUCAUCGAUGGCCAAGGAAGAUUUUAUCAUCCUUUUUUGACUACUUGGUAUCAAGAAUGCAUUUUACAAGAUUCGAGGUCAUUACAGAUUUUUAAUCUAUUGGAAUUGGUAGAAGUAUUGUACUCUUCGUUUUCCCAAGAGUUUCCAAUUGAAAUAAUCCAUGAAGGGCCUUCAGCUUAUGUUUCUUCAAAUUCUUCUGCAAGUCAAUUUCCCCCAAAGCCGGCAAAGAUUCCUAUUUCAAAAGCGGCAUCACCUCAGACAACUGAUCCACAGGAAGUACAGAAUCCUCUCAAUGAGUCAAAUAUUUUAAAUCAAAAUUCUGGGAACUUUUCGCCUCGUUCAGGGUCUGAAAGGCUCCACGAUCAUGCAUUAAUAAGAAAUGAAUCCAUUCCUCCUAGAUAUCUUUCGCCAUUACCAUUGCCUCAUGAACAGCGAAUGGGGAAAUUUCAUUCCUUGAAUGACAGGGGAAUCCAAAUGGCUUCUUACGGUAAUCUAGCUCCUGAGACCUACCCGAAACAAUCCAAUGAAAAUUUGAUAGAGAAUGCUCAGACAGAUGAUCUAAUUGAUAGGAAUGAUAAUUUGGCAUUAUCAAAUAAUGACGUGCUUAGACCACAAUUAGAAAGGUUAUCACAGGUUAUAAACUUAUGUUUAGAGAAAGAAAGCUCUUCCUUCAAUGAACUCAACAGAGUUGUGCCAGAGAUAAAUAACAAUACUUUGAAAGUUGAUACAAUGUGCAAGCAACUUAAUCAUCAUAAGCGUCUGGCUCAAGAGAACAGUAUAAUAUUGGAUAAACACAUAACGUAUCUCAACCAACAAUUAAAUUCUCUUAGUAAAUUAAACCUAGAAUUGUCUAAUUUGGACGACAUGAACUCGAAAGAGAAAAAUGCAGUUUUCGCUAACUUGAAAUCUUCAGUUGAGUUAGAUAAUUUAAUAAUACCUGACCUGCAACUUGUGAAGCAAUUAUAUAAUAUAGUUUGUGAUAUUAAAGCUACAAAAGACACUGUGAGCUUAAUUAGUGGAAGCUUCCAUUCGCAACAAGAAUUAAUUUCGAAUGGAACCAUCGAUAUUUGUCUUAAGUCAGUACGCUCAUUAGGAAGAGAACUUUUUUGGCUUGAGCUCAUGAAAUCAGAAAUAUCGGAAAAUGUAAUGGGACUUUGA
This is a messenger RNA of Priceomyces carsonii, 1512 nucleotides long. RefSeq names its product ubiquitin-binding ESCRT-I subunit protein (gene VPS23). Gene Ontology annotation, cellular component: ESCRT I complex. The transcript has a single exon. Bases 1 to 1512 code for a protein of 503 amino acids. Lineage: Eukaryota; Fungi; Ascomycota; Pichiomycetes; Serinales; Debaryomycetaceae. Gene Ontology annotation, molecular function: ubiquitin binding. Gene Ontology annotation, biological process: endosome to lysosome transport; protein transport; protein modification process. The record is from RefSeq and is a predicted model, not a curated record.